ACCUUCGGGUCACUCUCGGGGUGGGGGUUUGUGAUGGGUGAGAGGGGAAAGUUCAGAGGUUAUAAUUUUGUUGUCUUUGUGUAAAGGAGUGGAGCUCGAUCUCACAUCACUCUUCCCUCUUCCCCGAGUCCUUUCUAAACUCUCCCCCGGGUUUCUACCCUCCCGAACCUCUCCCCUUCUACCCUUACAACCCCAACCCUCCCCCCGAUCACUUACCAGCGCACGAAUCAGAUCCAUCUCUGUGACCAAAGACUCCAGUUCUGUACUGACGACUUAGUUGCAGUUGCAGUUAUGGACUCCGGUGUGAUUGAAGGCGGGCUCAAUGUCACCCUCACCAUUAGGCUGCUCAUGCAUGGCAAGGAGGUCGGUAGCAUUAUUGGGAAGAAAGGUGAAUCUGUGAAGAAGAUGAGAGAAGAGAGUGGGGCUCGAAUCAACAUUUCUGAGGGCAAUUGUCCUGAGAGAAUCAUUACUUUGGCAGGUCCAACCACUGCCAUCUUUAAAGCAUUCUCCAUGAUCAUUGAAAAGUUGGAAGAGGAUAUAAGCAGUUCAAUGACAAACAGCACAGCUACCAGCAAGCCCCCAGUGACCCUACGCAUUGUGGUGCCUGCCAGCCAGUGUGGGUCCCUCAUUGGGAAAGGUGGCUGCAAGAUCAAGGAAAUUCGAGAGUCAACCGGUGCUCAGGUACAAGUGGCAGGAGACAUGCUCCCCAAUUCCACGGAGCGGGCCAUCACCAUUGCUGGCACUCCCCAGUCAAUAAUUGAGUGUGUAAAGCAGAUCUGUGUGGUCAUGCUUGAGUCUCCCCCUAAGGGGGUCACUAUCCCCUACCGACCCAAGCCUUCAGGAUCACCUGUCAUCUUUGCAGGCGGACAGGCAUAUGCCGUACAAGGACAGCACGCGAUUCCACAGCCAGAUUCUUCCUCUGCUGCUAUCUCUCCACAGCUCACCAAGCUUCACCAGCUGGCUAUGCAGCAGAGCCCCUUCCCCAUUGCACCAAGCAACCAGGGAUUCACUGGGAUAGAUGCCUCUGCUCAGACCAGUUCCCAUGAGAUGACCAUUCCAAAUGAUCUUAUUGGGUGCAUCAUCGGCCGCCAGGGAGCCAAGAUCAACGAGAUCAGGCAAAUGUCGGGCGCCCAGAUCAAGAUUGCAAAUCCAGUGGAUGGAUCGACCGACCGCCAGGUCACCAUCACAGGCUCACCUGCCAGCAUCAGUCUGGCGGAGUACCUCAUCAACGCCAGGCUUUCCUCUGAGGCCACAGGACUGGCAGCCAACUGAUAAGACACUGCAUCUGCACUAAAUCUCACUUUUAUAUCAUCGGCUACCAUAAAGCAGUCAAUGCAACUAUCCAACUUAAGAGUUUAUAUAUUAUACCGCCUCUUCCUCAUUUGAAAUCAUGUCAACUGCCACUGAUUUGAUCCGCUGAGCUCAUUAUUUAUUUUUUUCGUUUUGGUUUUAGUCAAAAGAAGCAAACAAUUAGGUUUUUAAUUCCCUUUUUGGAAUCAAGUUGGAGGUUUUAAUGAUUUGUGAUUAGAAUUUGUUUUUUUCCCCCCUUUUUCUUUUUUUGACGGGUCUCUCGCUCUCUUCCCUUUUCUUUCUUUGCCAUCACAGAGGUGUAGAGUUGGAAAACUCUGAAUAGGCAUAUAGAUUUAGUUCUGUACAGUCGUUUUUUUUCUUUAAAAAGGAAAAGACAAAAAAAGGCAAAAAAAAAGUAUCAAAAAUAAGAAUAGAGUGACUGUUUUAUUCUGUGUUUAUAUAUGCCCCCCCACCCUUUUUUUUUUCUCUCCCUCUUUCUCUCUCUCCCAGUUCCACCAGUCAGUCCAUUUCAUGUCCACACUUCCUUGCUUUUAGUAUAUACAACAUCCUCCCCCUUUGUCACCUUUUCAAUUAAAGUGCUUGUAACAUGGAUUACACUUGUGUCACUGACGAGAAUACGUAGCUGUACAUGCACUGUCACCGGAUUAUAUUUGGUUAUGAUGACAAAUGUUCUAACACUCAGAUGAAUUUAUUCAGAUAAUUUAAGAUGUGUUUUAUUACGCAUGUCACUUUUUCCUUCCCUCUACAUGUCAUUCCUGUUUUCCCCUUCUCCCAGUUCUGAGAUCAUGUGUCGAUAUUUUGCUGGGAUGGGAGGUUUUUGGGGUUUGGGCUCGGCUCAAGGGAUUGGAAGUAGAGGGUUGUCCUCGCUUUUUUUGUAAAGACUGAUAUAUACUAAAAAAAAAAGAAAAGAAAAAAAAAGUUGGAAUAUUUGUUUUAAAUGGAGGAAAUAUUUUUUUUUAACUACCAAAGGGGGAUUAACUCCUGGACACUGACUGAUCUGUCUAUUAAAUGUGAUGAGGCUGAGAACUGAAAUCUUUGAUGCUCUGGAACUAGACAAAGAAAGGGUUGUGAGUUAACACUAGUUUCCUGCUCUUUGCUUUGCUCAAGUCAGAAUUUAUUUUAUUUUUUAUUUGCAGGAAAGUUUAAAAAAAACAAAAAACUUUUGUGCACGUUUUUUGAGACUGUAGACCUGGGUGCCACAACAUUGUUUAAAAAAAUAAAGAAAUAAAGAUGUGAAAUGCUCAAACCA
This is a messenger RNA of Stegastes partitus (bicolor damselfish), 2560 nucleotides long. Its product is annotated as poly(rC)-binding protein 2. Gene Ontology annotation, molecular function: RNA binding. The transcript has 13 exons. The record is from RefSeq and is a predicted model, not a curated record. Bases 292 to 1272 code for a protein of 326 amino acids. NCBI's taxonomy places the organism in Eukaryota, Metazoa, Chordata, Actinopteri, Pomacentridae.